AUGAAUUCAUGGGUGCUGUUCAGCGGACCCUAUGGGAAGAGUGUUCCUAUGGAAGACUGUGAGAACAUUCUCAUGGUAGCUAGUGGCUUUGGAAUUGCAGCACAUUUGCCUUACCUAAAGCAGCUCAUUCAUGGUUAUAACGCCCGAAGGUCCGCGCUCGUCGGAUUCAUCUAGUAUGGCAGGUUCGUGACAUCGGUAAGUCAUGUCCCCUCUUAUUUCCUUGUAAGCAGAGACCUAACAGAGGUAGAUGUCACAAUCGCGGCCCAGUCGCUCCUGAACGGUGCAUUAAGCGAGGAUACGCUGGAUGAUGGUUUCGUAUGUAGCGCCAAAGCUGUGAUGUACUUAUCCUACUAACAGAGGAAAACAGAUCCUGACCAUUUCAAUAUACUGCGAAUCAAGCGACGCUACAACAUCCUUUGGAAAACGUGCAAAGGUUUAUCCAGGCAAAGCUCUAUUGCAAGAUAUCUCCCAAAAGGAAGUCACAGGAGAGUACAUUGAGAAGAAGCUAGUAGACAAUAUUGAAUGGGAUACAAAGACACCCGUGGAGGGAGAUGUUGAGUCUAGGAGACAGGCUAGGAGAGCUGGUCAAUUACUUGUCACUAGUAAGUUGUCUGGUAUUUUAUUCUUGCUGUGCUAACUAGUAAAAAGUCUCCAGUACCGACAGUAUCCGAGAUGAGCUACGAUGCGUCGUACGCGACCAUCUCACCGAUGGAGUUAGCUAUUUCGAACUUGAUUAUCAACCUUCGCAAGAGUGAAUCAAGGAUAUAGUUGCAUUUCUUGAAACAUCGCUGGAUCUUUACCUCUCUGGACCCUUCUUUUCUUUUAGAUAGAACAUAGUUUUAAAUUUAAAAUAUAUAUCUCCGCA
Messenger RNA from Hymenoscyphus albidus, 865 nucleotides. The record is from the annotation of a GenBank genome assembly. Lineage: Eukaryota; Fungi; Ascomycota; Leotiomycetes; Helotiales; Helotiaceae.